AUGUCAGUGCGCCAUGCUGGUCAGUAUGAAAACCAGCUACACCAUGGGAACCGGCUUACACCUUCAGCCAACCACCUCUGGACCCAGAACCAGCUCUGCACAACUUUAAAGAGCUCCGAGAAUGGAGACCUAGUGAAGUGCCUGGCUUCUGCGCCCACUAUCAGCAGCACACCGCUGCUGCUCUACUGCCUGGGGGCGCACAGCGUGAGGGAACAGGGUGAGUCGCUGUCCCUGGCUGUCUACAGUUGUCACUGGACCGACGCCAGCACCACUUUCCGUAGAGCGCUGCUGAUCGUCAUGAGUCGAGCACAGAGACCUUACAGUCUUACUGCGGGAGGCAUCUACCCGACAGAAAGAAGCACCUUCCUAUCGGUGAAGACCAUCCUCUCUUUUGAUCUGCACAGACGGACAUAG
Schistocerca gregaria is the source of this 414-nucleotide messenger RNA. Its product is annotated as putative odorant receptor 19b. Gene Ontology annotation, molecular function: odorant binding; olfactory receptor activity. Bases 1 to 414 code for a protein of 137 amino acids. Gene Ontology annotation, cellular component: plasma membrane. Gene Ontology annotation, biological process: detection of chemical stimulus involved in sensory perception of smell; sensory perception of smell. The transcript has 3 exons. The record is from RefSeq and is a predicted model, not a curated record. NCBI's taxonomy places the organism in Eukaryota, Metazoa, Arthropoda, Insecta, Orthoptera, Acrididae.